GAAUUGUACUGGGAUCCUAACAUUCUUCAUAAUUCACAAGCUAAAUAAGUGGAUUAAUCACUGCUGUUUGGAAUGGCUGCUGUGUCCAAUCAGGAAUUUCAGCUCUUGGAGCAAAAACAGGAUCAUGAUAAACCAGACAGUCCAUUCUUCGUUAAUUUAGAAAAAAACGAAUUAAUUGAAACCCCACCCAGGAAAGAACAUCCAAAUACACAUGAUCUUAGUUCAAAAGCAAAGGCAGAUGGGCCAAAAAGCAAAUCCUCAAAUUAUUUUGCAGCCCUGGAUUCAACUACUAAAAGUCUGGAAGAAAGAGUUCAGCAAUUAAUUGAUAAGAUAAAUGAGAAUCGGAAGAAAGACCACAUGCUGAUGAACAAUUUCAGAGAAAGCCUUUUGAUGAAGGUUUCAACUCUGGCAGAUAAACUGGAGGAAAGGCUGUUUCUAGUUUAUGAUCAAAACAACAAGCUCAUUCAGGAUAAGGUUCAAGAAUUUUCUGCCAUCGUGGGAAGGAUCAAACAAAUGGAAGCAGAGCUCAGGCAGGUCUGUCACACUGUGGAGAUGCUGUAUAAAGAUCUGUGUGCCUAAUCUGAAUUGUGACUGCAUGAAGUGAGGGAAAAAUAUAAAGUAUAUAUGAAGGAUUUAUGCAGGAGAAAAACUCAAUCCAUGUUUUGGUAAGCAAAUAAGAGACACGCCUAAAGUCCUUUGAGGGGAAACAAAGCUGUACCAGACUUCCCAAGUUUUCAAUUAAUAUGUAGCCUCUAAAAGUACUUUGAGGACAUUUGUUCGUUAUUCUUUGUUUGUAAAAUGUCUAAGUUAACUUCUUAUAGCAUAAACUUCCAUUAUAUUUGUGUGAGGUUCCAUACUGUAGUUUUCAUACAGAAGAGCUACUGUUACUGGUGUAGGUGUUGUGGCUACAUUCAACAAUAUGAAAUUUCAAACUUGUAUGUCAAUGUGAAAUUUUACACUAAUAAAAAAAG
Sphaerodactylus townsendi is the source of this 971-nucleotide messenger RNA. It is a transcript of the gene SYCE2, whose product is annotated as synaptonemal complex central element protein 2. The coding region runs from base 73 to 579 and encodes 168 amino acids. Lineage: Eukaryota; Metazoa; Chordata; Lepidosauria; Squamata; Sphaerodactylidae. Gene Ontology annotation, cellular component: central element. Gene Ontology annotation, biological process: synaptonemal complex assembly. The transcript has 4 exons. The record is from RefSeq and is a predicted model, not a curated record.